AUAUCAUAGACAAUCAACAAACUAAAAAUGUCCGUCGAAAUAGAUUUCCAAUAUAUUUUGUGAUUUGAAUUUGUGGCUUGCAAUGUAAUUAAUAGAAAUAAAAACAAUCUGGAAAGUAUUUAUUUACAGUAAAAAGAUGAUUGUGCAAGAACCUAUCCAGGUUAUCGUUUGGGAUUGCCUCAACAAUUAUGAAUUCGAAAACGCUAUAUUUUUGGCAGAAAGAUUGUAUGCGGAAGUUGGCUCAGAAGAAGCUGCGUUUUUGUUGGGAACAUGUUAUUAUAGGUCAGGGCGAAUUAAUGAAGCACAUCAUUUACUUCAAAAUAAAACCCUUGCAUUACCACAAGCAAGGUUUUUAUUAGCCAAAUGUUCAGCUGACUUGAAAUCCUACAAAGAUGCAGAAAUUGCACUGGGCUCCAACCUUGAUAUAAUAGCUUCUGAAUUUGGAGAGCAGGCGCCAUACGCUUUACAGCUUCUUGCCAAAGUAUACAUCAGCACAGGAAGAAGGAAUGAAGCCGCUGAAGCCCAUCGGAAAGCACUAUCUCUUAACCCAUUUAUGUGGAAAUCAUUUGCACAGCUCUGUAAUAUGGGUGAGAAAGUUGACCCCCAACAAGUUUUCCAAAUAAACAACUCUGAGUUCACAUUUGGUGUUACAACAUUAGUCAAUCUAGUCAGCAAUUCAGAAAAUAUAUCAUUUGUUAACUGUAAUAUUCAUAAUAACAGCAGCAUGAAUACAAAUGUAACACCUAAUAAUGUUGCCACACGUACACCCAUGGCUAUGUCGACAAGUAUAACUCCUGAGACACAAGCCCCAAUGAAGCGAAUGCAUAGUGUUUUUAGUGGUAUGGCACCUAUUCCAUUUUCACCAUCAUUUGGAAUGCUUACAAUGGAAGAAUCUCCUGUAUUAUAUACUCCAACAUUGACAGAUUCAAAUGAACAGAAAGCAAUUCCUAAAAUAGUUAAUUCUCUACGUGCACAAAUGGGACAACUUAAGGAUGCAGUAUUUAGCCCAGCUCCAAGAUGUACACUUGGCCCUGCCCCACGUAGAUCAUCAAGACUAUUCAGUAAUAAUAAUAGUAGUUAUUCAGUAAAGGAAAAUAAUAAAUCACCUAGUAGGAAAUUUGCAGCACCAAAGAGUCCCUCAAGAAAAAAUAAACAGAGAACUGCUAAAAAUAUUAAAUCUAAUACAAUAGAUUCAAAUAAAAGUAUAGAAACUGUCACUCCAACCAUACCUCCAAAGAAUUCAAAUGGAGUAGCAUUGUUGAGUCUUAUGAAAGAAAUAGGAGAAGCUUAUAAAUAUCUUGCAUUUUUAGACUGUAAAAAUGCAAUAAAAUCCUUUCAAGAGUUACCUCCAAAACAAUUGGCUUCACCUUGGGUACAAACCAUGAUCGCACGUAGCCAUUAUGAAUUGGCUCAAUAUGAGGCAGCUGCUAAAAUAUUUUCAGAAAUAAGAAAACAGUAUCCAAGUCGUACUGAAGGGAUGGAAAUUUACAGUACCUGUCUAUGGCAUCUUCAGCGUGAAGCACAGUUAUCAGCCUUAGCACAAGAAUUAGUAGAAUUAAACAGAACUAAUCCAAUUGCUUGGUUAGUUGCAGGAAACUGUUUUUCUCUUCAUAAGGAACGUGAAACUGCAUUAAAGUUCUUCAGACGUGCAGUUCAGCUAAAUCCAGAUGCUGCUUAUGCACAUGCAUUAUUAGGGCACGAAUACGCCGUAGCAGAAGAAACUGAUAAAGCUCUUGCUAGCUUCAGGUUAGCUGUUAGUAUUGAUCCACGAAAUUACGUUGCAUGGUUUGGUAUAGCUACAGUUUACGCACGACAAGAACGUUGGAAAGCAUCAGAAGUUCACAUACGCCGUGCUCUCAGUAUACAUCCACUUUCAGGAGUGUUGAGAUGUCAGUUAGGUCUGGCACAGUCUGCUCUCGGAAAAAUGGAAAGAGCUUUAUCCACAUUAGAAAAAGCUGUAGCAUUAGAUACAGAGAAUCCCUUAUGUCGUUUCCAUAGAGCUUCUGUAUUGUUAAGAGCAGGAAGACCGCAAGAUGCAUUAGCAGAUCUACAUCACUUAAAGGACAUAGCCCCUAGAGAGUCAUUAGUUUAUUAUUUACUGGGAAAAGUUCACAAUAAAUUAGGUAAUGCUCAUUUGGCAUUAAUGCACUUUAGUUGGGCUACAGAUUUAGAUCCUAAAGGAACUGGAGGUCACAUAAAAGAAGGAUUCGAUCCAUCAAAACAGGAAGAUCCACCUGAGAGAUCAACCUAAAAAAGUAUGACGAAUGUAAAGGAUACUAUUCCAGAUAUGUUGGUAGAAUGCCAGCAUGAGAUCACUGACUGAUCCAUUGUAAAUAUUGCUCUCACCCAUCGGACUUAACUGACACCAAAAUAAUUCUUCCAAAUAUAAAAUGUAGCUUUACAAUGUUCAAUGGGUGCGGUGGCAUUAGACGCUGUAGUAAUAAGAGCGUACAUGUGGAUAUGUUUAUAUAGAUUAAGAUGUGGAUAUUCUUAAUAUUGAGCUAGUUUAUAAACUUCUAGCCAAGUAAUUUAACUUUAGAGAGGGUAUGAAGUAACUAUGGUUUUGUAAGAUGUUUGUGAGGCCUUGAUCUCAUUUGAAUGAUUUGAUAAAAAGAAAUAAUUUAUGUACCUAAUUAUAAUGACACAAAAAUGGCAAGUAAUAAAGAUUCUGAUGAUAAGCUUUUUAAAGUAUCAACAAUAUAAUUAUGUUCCAACAACUAAAGCAACUAGUGAUCUAUUUUAAACAGCUGUUUAGUGUUUCAGUUUGCCUGGCUGGAUCCACUGGCAGUAUUUAAAUAUCAAUAAAUCAUGUAGUGUCUAGAAAAGUAUUACGUUCAUGCAAAUUAUGAACCAUGCAUGUUUUUUUAACUUUCGAGACAUUUCUCCGCUUUGGAUGUUAGUUAUAACUAUUUCCUGAAAAUUAUGAUCAACAAAAUGGAUGUAUGUACCUGUUCACUAUGAGACAGAUUAGUUCGUAUAAUAAAAUAAAUAUCAAAUGAAAGUUUUAUGUGUAUGUAUAUAAAGAAUAAAUUGACUAAAAUAAUAGCACUGUUUGUCGUUUCAAAUCACUAAUGAACUGCUCUGGAAAAGAGACAAUCUCAUAUGUAUGAAGUUUAAAUAAAACUGAUUAUAAUAAUUA
Messenger RNA from Bombyx mandarina (wild silkworm), 3139 nucleotides. RefSeq names its product cell division cycle protein 27 (gene Cdc27). Gene Ontology annotation, molecular function: protein binding. Gene Ontology annotation, cellular component: cytoplasm; anaphase-promoting complex. Gene Ontology annotation, biological process: anaphase-promoting complex-dependent catabolic process; cell division; protein ubiquitination. NCBI's taxonomy places the organism in Eukaryota, Metazoa, Arthropoda, Insecta, Lepidoptera, Bombycidae. The record is from RefSeq and is a predicted model, not a curated record.